Molecule: messenger RNA, 1634 nt
Organism: Anarrhichthys ocellatus (wolf-eel)
Lineage: Eukaryota; Metazoa; Chordata; Actinopteri; Perciformes; Anarhichadidae
Exons: 3
Coding region: 24-908 (294 amino acids)
Source: RefSeq, a predicted model, not a curated record
CCUCGUCUUGGCAGCAGCAACAGAUGCCCCCACACAGAAACACAAGCUACCCGGUUGGGUAUCCCAAUGCUAGCUCAACAUAUCGGGGUACCCCCCCACCCUUGUCUCAGGGCUACCACCCGGGUCAAGGCCAGGGACACCUGGGGUACCCUCAGUACUCAAUGGGGUACCAGUCUUCAUCGGCCCCCCCUGAAGAGCCCCAGGUGAGUCAAGCGUCGAUGGAGCAGCGUCAGCCCAACAACGGGGACCCAAUGCCCGGGCACGGGCACGCUCGUGUCCCUGGUCCUCUGGAGAGUCCCGGUGCUGCUAACAUGGCUAAUGCUAACAACAGAGCAGUGGUGGUUCCUGGUUUUGGUGGAACCAGCAUGUCUUUCCCAUCAGCCCUCAAGAAGGAGCAGGGAGACGGUAUGACCAGAGCAGUGCUGCUGGUGGACCCGCCAUUCAACAACACGCCCAUAAUCAAACUGGUUUCAAAACCUGACGUCAAAGACGUCUCCAUGAAUCCCAGAAGCUCUCCAUCACCGUAUGACGUCAUCUCCAAGACGACCGUCUCCGCCGACAACAACCGCUCUCGCGGUUACCGUGGCUACCGGAGACUACCACCUCAUCAUCAUCAUCAUCCCACCAACGCGUACGUCCAGCUGGGACCCCUGGAGCCCAACCAGGUGGGUUACCUGGAGGCCCCGUCUGUGGGCUGCAGCACGGAGGACGACUGGGACGAGGCGGCGGGAUUCAAACCAACCACCUUGAACCACAGGGGGUCCAGGAAGACCCCCCGCGGAGGGAGAGGAAGGGGAGGCUACAAUCCAGUGAGGGGGGGCGCCAGGAGGAGGCACGGAGGAGACGACUUAAACUACAUCCAGUUUAGCCCCUCCCACAGGGGGAGGGGCCGGGAGAGAGGCUACUAGCUCUCUCAGCCAAUGAGAGGAGAGGACACUGGAAGGUGAUGUUUUUAUUUUCUCUCUGCUGAGAGUUAGGUGAUAACAUUUAUAUCGCUCUCAUGCCUGGAUGCUCUACAUGACGCUGCAGCUAUUAGCCAAUUAGCUUAGCUUAGCAGUCCUUAUGCUAAGCUAAGUUAACCAUCUUCUAGCUACAGCGUUACAAACACUGUACCAACAUGAAUGGAAUCCAUCUUCUCAUCUUACAAUAUUUUCCAAUAAAAGUAGAACAAUUUCUUUAAUCGGACGUGAAAUUUCAGAUUCUCUAGCGUCCCUCGAGCGCUUCGCAUGUCGGUAAAUCUUUAGACAUUUAAACGUAUUUCAGCAAAAAUACACUCCGAGCUCUUCUGUUUGCACUGCGAGGACAGAACUGAGGUCUAUGAUUGUAAAAUCUUAAUUUGAGAAGGGCUUUAUGAGACGAUAGAAGCCGUGUGGACUUUAUAUCUUCAGCGUUUGUUUUUUUAAUGGUCUGUCUCGUUGCUGCUGGUUUCCUUUUUAUGCAUUUGUCUCGUUUUUUUCUUCAUCGGGUUUAUUUUUCGUUCUCCUGUCACGUUUAAUCAACUCUAGAGAUUCAGUGCCUUAUGUUUGCAACCUUUUACCGUUAUUUGUUUUUUUGGGAAACACUGCUGUACAGAACUGAAGACUGUUUGUGUUGAAUUUUUCUAUGCGAUUGAUUAAAUAAAACUUUGGUUCAGA